Messenger RNA from Penaeus indicus, 3268 nucleotides. RefSeq names its product oviduct-specific glycoprotein-like. Gene Ontology annotation, biological process: carbohydrate metabolic process; chitin catabolic process. Bases 14 to 3091 code for a protein of 1025 amino acids. NCBI's taxonomy places the organism in Eukaryota, Metazoa, Arthropoda, Malacostraca, Decapoda, Penaeidae. Gene Ontology annotation, molecular function: chitinase activity; chitin binding. The transcript has 9 exons. The record is from RefSeq and is a predicted model, not a curated record. Gene Ontology annotation, cellular component: extracellular region.
AGUGUCGCUAAGAAUGGCAAAGUGCAUAGGAGUGUUACUGCUGGCUCUCGCGGCGCUGGCUCUCGAUGGCGCCGCAGGGACCCACGAUCAACAAGUGGUCUGUUACUUGGCCUCGUGGUCCGUCUACCGACCGGGCGCUGGGAAAUUCAACAUUGAAGAUAUAGACCCGACGCUUUGCACGACUCUGAUCUAUGCUUUCGCUGGACUGGAUGAGAUAACGUUUGCCAUGAAGCCGAUAGAUCCGAGAUAUGACGUCAAAGGCAGAGCCAUCGAGCGCACGGUGGGGCUGAAGGCGCAGAACCCUCUCCUGAAGGUGGUGGCGGCCGUCGGCGGCUGGACGGAAGGCUCCACCAAGUACUCGGCGAUGGCCCGGAACAGCACCGCCAGGAGAGCUUUCAUCGACUCGGCGGUCGGGUUCAUCCAGCAGUACAACUUGGACGGGCUGGACUUGGACUGGGAGUACCCGGCCACGAGGGGAGGCGUCCCGGCCGACAGGGAGAAUUUCGUCCUUCUGGUAAAGGAACUCAAGGAAGAAUUCUCCAAGUACGGCUGGAGCCUCACCGCCGCCGUGGCAGCCGACCAGGGGAUUAUCGGCGUCGCUUACAACAUCCCGGAACUCAGCCAAUACCUUGACUUCAUGCACAUCGCGUCGUACGAUUACCACGGCAAAUGGGACGGUCGGACGGGCCACAACGCGCCCCUGUACCCGAGGGACGACGAGAGCGCCGCGGACAAGAUGCGCAACGUGGAAUACACCGUCAAGAUGUACCUCGACGCCGGAGCGCCUCCAGAGAAGGUGGUCCUUGGCCUAGGAUUCUUCGGCCGGUCCUACCUCCUUCAGGACCCAGCCAGCAACAGCAUCGGCGCGCCCUCACUCCCUACGGCCUUCGCUGGACCUUACACGAAGGAGGACGGCUUCCUUGGCUAUAAUGAGAUCUGUGAGAAACAAACCCUCGAACAAGGACAGUGGACCCUGGUCUGGCAGAAGAGCCACCAAGUUCCCUACAUGUAUCAGAACAACAUGUGGAUAUCCUUUGAUGACGCAAUGUCCAUUGGACUCAAGGUCGCUUUUGCACAGAAACUCGGGUUGGGCGGCAUCAUGGUUUGGUCUGUCGACACUGAUGAUUUCAACGGUACUUGUAGUCAGACAGGGAUGAAAUAUCCUCUCUUAAACGCUGUGAAGAAAGCCUUGUCAUCUCACACAGCCAUGAGACCAGCUUCAAGCAUCAAUGACAGCAUUUCAGAACACCAGCUUGAACAAGAACCACAAGCUGUUCCAAUUGAUAGCACUGUCUCUGAACUCGAACAAGAAGCACACGUUGUUCCUGAUAAUACUAGUAUAAUUGAAACCGAACUUGAAGGAGAGCCUCAAGGUAUUUCAGUCAACAGCAGCAUACCUGAAAUAAUACUUGAACAAGAACCACAUGAUGUCGCAGACAACACCAGUGUAUCUGUACCACAAUUUGAAGAACCACUCAGUGCUACAGACAACACCAAUGUAUCUGAACCACUUUUUGAAGAACCACACAGUGCUCCAGACAAUGCUAGCCUGUCUGAACAAACUUUUGAAGACCUACAAGCUGUUUUAGUCAAUGACAGUGUGUCUGAUGUAAAACCUGAAGAAUCACAAAGUGUUCCACUAGAAGGCAUUGUAUCUGAGAUCAAACCUGAAGAACCUCAAGAUGUCUCAGUUGAUGGCAGUGUAUUGGAGGUGAAACCUGAAGAAGAACCACAUAAUGUUUCAGUUGACGGCAUUGUACCUGAGAUGAAAACCGAUGAAGCCCAUGCUGUUCUAGUCGACGGCAGUGUUCCUGAGGUGAAAGCUGAAGAAGAAACCCAUAAUGUUUCAGCUGAUGGCGUUGUAUUUGAGAUCAAACCCGAAGAACCCCAUUCUGUUCCAGUUGACGGCAGUGUGCAUGAAAUUAAACCUGAAGAGCCACAUGGUGUUGAAGUCGAUGGCAGUGUGCAUGGAAUUACACCUUCAGAGCCACAUGGUGUUCAAGUCGAUGGCAGUGUGCAUGAGAUUAUACCUGAAGAACCACAUAAUGCUCAAGCCGAUGGCAGUGUGCAUGGAAUUACAUCUCAAGAGCCACUUGGUGUUCAAGUCGAUGGCAGUGUGCAUGAGAUUAUACCUGAAGAACCACAUAAUGCUCAAGCCGAUGGCAGUGUGCAUGGAAUUACAUCUCAAGAGCCACUUGGUGUUCAAGUCGAUGGCAAUAUUCAUGGAAUUACACAUGACGAGCCACACGGUGUUCAAGUUGAUGGCAGUGUGCAUGGAAUUACACCUGAAGAACCACAGAUUGUUCCCAUUAACAGCAGCAUACCUGAGAUGAAACCUGAAGAGGAACUACAAGGUUUUGGGUUCGAGGUAAGACCUGAAGAGCCCCACGGCACCCCAGCCAACCCCAAGUUCCUGUCGCCUGAGGGAAGAUCCAUUGCCUUCGAAGUCAUUGACACGGAAUCCAUUCUGAACGGAACAGAGGAGGACCUUACCAGUGUCAUGCAGACGUCGGUUAUGCCUGAAAUGGGUGAACAGAGUACGGUGGAGUCUAUGCCUGAGAUGGAAACUGACAGUUCAACCAUGUUUAUGCCUGAAGUGGAUGAACACAGCUCCACAACAGCUAUGCCCGACAUGCCAGAACACAGUACCAUGACCUCCAUGCCUGAUAUGUUUGACACGGAGGAAAACAACACGAUGGUCUCAACGCCUGAAAUGGAAGAAAAAAUGACUUCAACCUCAAUCUCAACUGACUUGGACGACCUGCACAAUAUAUCACCCACACCCGAUAUAAAUGACCUGCAGAGUAUAUCAAUCGUCCCUGACCUGCAUGACCGCAAGCACAUGCCAUCCACAACCGAAAAGGAUGUUAUGCACAGCUUUACGACGCAGAAGGAGAUAGAAAUCCAUAGUGUUACCAAGCCGACGUUCGAACUCGGGGACAAAUCUGUGGAUACGAACACUUUGGGAGAUGUGAAGCAAGCCAACAAAGGAAGAACGAACUACCGAGGCGCACGAGGCGGUUCUGGCGUGUGUAUUCCCGCGGCGUCGGCUCUGCUAGUACUGUUGGCGGCGGCGAUGGCCCUGUGCUAAACCGGUCUCUUACUGAUGUUUAGUUUUGGUGCCUGUAGAUGGCGCUUUUUGUGUGUGUGUGUGUGUGUGUGAUAUUAGGCACUUGGGAUUUUUUUUUUUCUGAUUGUAAUUAUUGAUUUAUUAAUAUUAUUUCUAUCUAUCUAUCUAUCUAUAAUAAAUAUUAUUGGUUGAAAGUGG